UGUUUGUUUUGACAGUUUAAUUAUUUAUUAUUAUUUACGAUUUAUUUAUUUUGUUUGCUCUAUGUCUAAUAUUAUUUAUUUUCAUAAACGGCAAUUUAUUGUUAUGUAUGUCUAUGGAAAAGUGAUUCUUUGGAUUUUUACCGGACUAUUUGAACUAGGUAUUGUUGAUACCCCUCUAAGGACUAAUGAACUUGGAAACUGUAAACGGUAAAAUUAACGCCGUGAUUUUAUUAUGUAAAUUAUUAUUUUAAUAUUUAUUUAUUUAAAUUGUACGUGAAAUUUUGUUAUCCGCGCAAUUGUUGCGUUCGGAGUUCACGUUUUCGUUAAGAAAUUAAGUAACCGAUUUAGGUUUUUGGCCAAUCACAGGCCACCAUUUAAAAGUUGAGUUUUACUGGCUUAUUGGAGAAGCUAGUAAGAAAGAGAGUUCUACAAUGGCCAGCUGAAAGAGCGGCAACUUCGUGACGUCGGCGAUUUUAAAUCCUGAAAAUUAGCUAUUUAGCAACAGGCAUCCCGGAUAGAGGAUGAUAAUUAUGGAUCAUUAGGGAGUCCAGAAUAUUGAAAUAGGAUUUAUCUAAAAAGAUAAAUAAUAUAGGAGUGAAAAUCAUGGAGGAGGUGGUGUUUGCGCUGCCCGAGGUGAAGGUGGAGAUCAAGGUGGAGGCAGAUGAGAGGAGCCUCAUGUCGGUGGCCGAGGGGCUCGGCCUGAGCCUGGAGGCCUUCCAGAGAGUCGACGUUGACCCCCCGGAGGAGACCAGGGUCAAGGUGGAGGCUGGCACGGACGACCUGGCUUACGCGGCGCUGCCCAUGCAGCGGGGGAAGAGGCAGGGGGUCGCGAAGAGGUUCCAGUGCGAGAUGUGCAGCUUCAAGAGCAGGACGCACGCUGGCCUGAAGGCGCACCAGCGACGAGAGGCACACCGUGCGAAGCUGCGCUGUAACAUCUGCGCGCAGGGCUUCCCGCGGCUGAGCGAGCUGCAGUCGCACCGGCGCGAGCGCCACGCCAACGAGAAGCCCUUCGAGUGCGACGAGUGCGGGCGCUCGUACGCCUACAAGGCCAACCUGUUCACGCACGUCAAGAUGGCGCACCUGGGCGUGGUGCCCGAGAAGAAGGUGCACGCCUGCCGGCUGUGCGAGAAGGUGUACGUGUUCCCGCGCUCGCUGCACCUGCACAUGGCCGCCCACGCGGGCACCAACGUCUUCAUCUGCGACGUCUGCGGCAAGUCGCUGACCAACCGGGACCACCUCAAGUUCCACCGCCGCAUCCACACGGGCGAGAAGCCCUACGUGUGCGAGACGUGCGGGAAGGGCUUCUGCAAGAGCUGCAACCUGACGCUGCACCGGCGCGUCCACACGGGCGAGAAGCCCUACGUGUGCGACUGCUGCAAGAAGGCGUUCUCCCAGCGCUCGACGCUCGUCAUCCACAUGCGCCUGCACACCGGCCAGAAGCCGUACGUGUGCUUCGUGUGCCAGCGUGCCUUCAUCUGCCGCGCACUCCUCAACGUGCACCUCAAGAACCACCGUGUCUGAAACUGUUCUCUGUAGUGGUGGUCGUUGCUCCUGUCGCAUUCUUCAGGAAGACUCUUCAGCCUCUACAGACACUGUUUAUCUUCCAUACGAACCAUACUUUCAUUGGUAGCUAAUUCUGAAAGGAAUCCAACCUAACAUGUCUGGUACGCUCAGCCUAAUGUACCGUAAGCACGGUAGCCACCUUGUGUGUGGCUGGAGGCAGCACCACACGUACACGGCCAGUCUGCCUUGACAUGCAGUCAGGCAAUGCACACUUGUCCUUAAGUAAAAGCAGUGAUCACGUCAGUGGAGUUAAAUAUGUGCGUCUCAGAUAUUAGAUGGCAUUAUCACUGUUGAAUGUUUGUAUACUUAAAGUUGAAUCAUAGGGGUGAUCAAUUAUUCAAACUUCAUGUGUUUUCUGCACUAGAUAAUGUUGCAUUGAAACAGGCUGAGGAGAGAGGAAAUAACGGGGGAACUGGCACCAGCAUCAAGGAGAUGAACUCUGCGAGUAUUAGCUGUGGGCCUCAAAAAGCAUAGAAAGUGUGUUGUCCGUCGCGGGAAGCUGCAGUGCUUGCAAUCCAUCGGACCUCACACUUGUGUCUCGAUCCGAGCCCAGCGGGGUCGGCGCUACUGACCCAAGGUCAUCCAAGAUUGACACAUAAUUUAAGAGCCCAAUCUUUAUGGCAGUCGUGGCACCUUAAGAGUAGCAGAUAUUUUAAAAAUUUUAGUUUAGUUAUGAUUAUUUUAUAUUUAAUUCUUUACAGUUCUCUGUAUGAAACAUUUGCAAUGAAGUUUAAUGCAAAUUCAUGCCAUGCCAGCAGCAACACAGCUAAGCUUGCUUACAUUUAAUACAAAAGUAAUUCUUUUAUUAAGCUCCAAUAUUUGUAUAAGAAAAUAUAAAUAUUAAUGUUGUACGUAUAAACAUUUGAUAUUGUUGCUAAACUAAAAUAUAUAAUAAGCUUAGCUAAAUUUUAAUUUUCUUCAAAGUUUAUGACAGCAUUUGAAUCAGUCUUACACAUUCUGAUGUAUGUUCUGAUCCAAACACGAGACCUCAAAUGCUCAUUGUUCCACUCAUUUUUAGCAUGGUUCCUGACAGGAAAAAUGGACUGGGUUGGAUUUUAAAUAAAAUAGUGAGCUAAGUUGUCUGUUUAUUUGCAAUUCAACAUUAGUCAGGUUAAAUACAUCCACCAGUUCAGCAACCCAAAAAAAAUAUGAGAAUAGCCUGCCCUUUUGUAUUGUAACCAAAGUUACGUACGUGCAUGCAGACACAGAGAGAGAAUGAGAGAGAGAGAGAAUGGGAGAGAGGAAGAGAGAAUGGGAGAGAGGAAGAGAGAAUGGGAGAGAGGAAGACAGAAUGGGAGAGAGGGAGAGGUCAAAGGAGGGAAUGAGAGGGACAGAAAGAAGCAAGCAACUGUCAUGUGAAGCUUGUUUUUCUGCCAGCGUGACAUGAAACCUGUGGUUGUUCCUUUCAUUGACCUGUACACUCUGUCUCGUGUGUGUGUAUUGGGGUGUUGGGUGAGAACUGUGUGUGCAUUUACUGUAGUACAGUAGAACCUCGCAUAUCCGACCUUCCCACAACCGACUCCUCCCGAUAUCCGACCUAGUGUCCGACUGUCGGUGAUUCACACGCGCUUCCGGUUGGUGAGCCUGUUAGGCUUGAAGGAGUGACUCAUCUACGAUAUGCUUUGUUUUCGUAUCAAAAACUGUCAGUUCAGCCGUGAAUCUUGAUGUGUAAUGUGCUCUGACUAUAAUCUUGUACAGUUCUGUGUUUGUUAACGUCAAUACUGUUUGUGUUUUUCCCCAUUAUUUAUUCACGACUACAGAAUUUAAAGUGUGCAAUACGUAGUGCUUUACGUGUGUGACAAUGGCAACUCAAAAACGUAAACGUGUUUGUGUUUCUCUGCAACAAAAACUUGAGAUUUUACAACGAUUGGACCAUGGAGAGUCUGUUAUUAAAUUAGCUUCUGAGUUGGGUGUAGGGGUGACUACGAUAAAAGAUUGGAAAAAAAACCGUAAAGAUCUGGAAACGUACUCAACAACAGUUGAGACAGAAGAUGCAUUAAAAAGUAGAAAAAUGUUGAAAAAACCAAAACUUGAACUUGUCGAUGAAGCAUUAUGGGUUUGGUUUUGUCAGGAAAGGCGCAAGGGAAUACCAUUGUCAGGCCCCAUCGUAAAGGAAAAAGCCAUAAAAUUGCAUGAAAAGCUGGGAGGUGAUCUAGAAAAAUUUAGCGCUAGCGAAGGGUGGCUACAUAAAUGGAAGUUGCGUCAUGGCAUACGACAUCUUAUUAUUGCGGGGGAAAAACUCUCAGCUGAUGAUAAUGCUGCUACAGAAUUUGUAGCAACAUUUGAGAAGUUGGUCACAGAACAGAAACUUGUACCCAAACAAGUGUACAAUGUAGAUGAAACAGGCCUAAAUUACAAAAUGCUUCCAAAAACCACUCUAGCUGCUAAAAAUGAACCUGUGUUAGGAACAAAGCUGGCUAAAGACAGGCUCACAAUUGCAACUUGUAGCAAUGCCAUGGGAAGCCACAAAAUGCCGCUGUUCGUCAUAGGAAAAUCUAAGAAACCAAGAGCAUUCAAAAAUCUAAACAUGGCAACACUUCCAGUUUUCUAUCGGAAUCAAUCAUCUGCUUGGAUGGAUGCGAUUUAUUUAAGGAGUGGUUUUUUGGCGAAUUUGUCCCCGCAGUAAAAAAACAUUUAAAGUCUAAAAACUUACCUGCUCGUGCUGUUUUGCUGUUAGAUAACGCUCCUAGUCACCCCUCUGAAUGUGAAUUAAAUAAAGGAAACAUCAAGGCUUUAUUUUUACCGCCCCAUGUUACACCUUUAAUACAACCUAUGGAUCAGGGAGUCAUCCAGGGGCGUAGCCAGGGGGGGGUUUUAGGGGUUCGAACCCCCCCCUUAGCACAAAUCUUUAAUUAAUUUCUUAUUCAUCACUCAAACAAAAUUUCAUAUUAAAAUUAAUAAAAUUUUUACCAUUACAAUAUUUAAAUUUAAGUACCGAAAACUGCUAAAAUAGCACUAUUUUACACCUUAAAAUCCAAAUUUUCCCGGGGGAGGACCCCCGGACCCCCCGCUUUAAUACGGUGGGAAGGGGGGGGGCAUGCUUCUUAACACCCCCCAUACGCUAAUCCUGGCUACGCCACUGGAGUCAUCGAGUUGUUAAAGAGAAGAUACAGAAGAAAAUAUGUCGGCUCUCUGCUGGACAAAACAGAAGAAGGAGGUAACCUUUUUGAGGCGAUGAAAAGUUUCAACAUAAAAGACGCAAUCUACACCGUUGCUGCAGCCUGGGACGAAAUUAAUCAAUUACCCUUCAGAAGGCUUGGAAAAAGAUUUGGCCAUCAUUGAAACAAGAAGAACCUGAGACAGAAGCACAAGUUGAGACAGACAACACAGAAGUAUUACAAAAUUUACAAGUGUUUCAGCAUGAUCUCCAGAUGAAUGAUGUAGAAGAGUGGUUUGUUGAAGCUGAUGUUUCGGAAGACACCAAUGAAGAACUAAAUGACGACGAAAUUAUCGCUGUUGUGCAGAACAAAGCCGUGGAAGAAGAUAUCGACUCGGAUGAAGACGAAACCACCGGUGACAACGUAGUGAGUCAUUCUGCUGCUAAGGACGCCUUCGAAGUUGCGCUGAAAUACAUUGAGCAACAUCCAAAUGCAAACCCAAUGGACGUAUUGUGGGCAAAAAAGUGGAGGGACACUUCUGCAAAGUCAAGAUUGACAAAAUUAAAACAAAAGUCCAUUACUGAAUUCUUUAAAUAAGGUAUGCUUAGAUUUUAUUGAUCUCAUUUAAUUUAAAAACAGUAAAUGUUUGAAAUAUAUACAGCAACAUUUUUAUAAGUACAUACUUUACAAUAAAGUUGUAUUACAGUACGAUAUAGCUGUUUUUCUAUCUGAGAAAGUCGUUUUUUUUGCUCCUCCCGAUAUCUGACCUUUUGGCCGUUCCGACCAUGGCCUGGUCCCGUCAUGGUCGGAUAUGCGGGGUUCUACUGUAAUUGGCUUCUGAAAGUAAGCAAUAUUUAUGUAUUUCUUUGAUCUGUUCCAUUAAUUUUAGUGUUGUACUAAACACCCAAAGCUAUGUCAGCCAAUGAGCACAUUAUUCUGUAAAAAAAAAUCUAUAUUUUUUAGUAAGGAUGUUUUGCAGAUUUCUAUGUUAGCUGCAAACUUUUUUGUGAAUAAUUAGUAUUUUUUAUUUUUGUUCCUAUUGUUUCACUAAAAAUUGAUUAGAGUAGUUUUGUCAAUUUUUUUUUACAUAAUGUAUUAAAAAUUAAAUAAUGAAUAAUAGCUAUUUUAAAGAGAGAAAAAAAACUACUUUCGACUCUUCGUUAUUUAAGUGUUUUCAUCAGAAAGGGAAGAAAGUUUUCUAUAGAGGUGAAACACAAACUGUCUUGUUUGAUACAGUUUUGUUAUAAGGAGGUUAUUGUUAUAAGAGGUUUAUUAUAUAGAGAUUUUACUGUAUUUUGAAGUUAUGGAAGCCUUAAAUGAAUUGAAAAUUUUUCUAUUUACAUCAGUAAAAAUCAGGAACUUAUAUUUUUUUUUUAUUGUGGAGAUAAUUUGUGACAUGCCUUUAAAACAACAGUUUUAAAUUUGCCAAGAUAUUCGUGCAGGUUGAGUUCUCUUUAAACUAUUAAUGGAUUCUCAUAGGGAAAUUAUGUACAUUUGUACAAUUUUUAUUGUAAUUUCUGUGGCCUUCUAAAUCCUUGUGCCAGUUUGCAUGUUCUGACUGAAUGUAAUGUAAGCCGUCUCUUCCCAGCCGUGAGUAACUUAUGUUACUCGCUGAUUUCUUGUUGGAGUGGAACAGGAAUUAUGAAAGGUAUUGACCUUGAAGGCACUAGAAGAUAAUGCAAGCUUUGUUUUAACAUCUAUAAAAUUUUAUGCACAUAUUUUGUUAUAGUAUGGGUACUCAGUCUGAUAAAAUAUAUCAUAUGUGACUUGGCUAUUUAUUGUGGUGUCUGAUUUUAUGUAGGUAUUUGAUUGGCAAUAGAGUGUACUGUCGUAAAUCAUCACUGCCUUUGAUUUAAUAAAUUGUGGGCAGAGUCUUUAACGAUGUCUCAACUUCUGCACUGAGGCUAGGUCUGUGAAACCAAAAACAUUGGAAUCAAAGCUUUUAUAUCUGUACAAGGGCUUAUUUUAACCAGUUAUAUUGUUUAAAAAUUGUGUGUUUAUAUUGUUAUGUUUUGAAAUUUGGUCUUUUAAUAUCAUAAAACAAAUUUUUGUUAAUGGUAUUUGUUUUGUUUGCAUAUAGUUUAUACAGUGUUGUGGGUAGCUGAAAGUUGCAGUCAAUAAUUAUUGUUUCAAAUGUAAUAAUUUCUGAAAGUAUGUUCAUUCUUUCCACAAUAAAAUUUAUGGAUCACUGCGUUACUUAA
Bacillus rossius redtenbacheri is the source of this 6862-nucleotide messenger RNA. Its product is annotated as zinc finger protein 239-like. Gene Ontology annotation, molecular function: DNA-binding transcription factor activity; RNA polymerase II cis-regulatory region sequence-specific DNA binding. Lineage: Eukaryota; Metazoa; Arthropoda; Insecta; Phasmatodea; Bacillidae. The coding region runs from base 604 to 1521 and encodes 305 amino acids. Gene Ontology annotation, biological process: regulation of transcription by RNA polymerase II. The record is from RefSeq and is a predicted model, not a curated record. The transcript has 3 exons.